Molecule: messenger RNA, 1225 nt
Organism: Octodon degus (degu)
Lineage: Eukaryota; Metazoa; Chordata; Mammalia; Rodentia; Octodontidae
Gene: Nudt6
Product: nudix hydrolase 6
Exons: 5
Coding region: 246-1175 (309 amino acids)
Molecular function (GO): NADH pyrophosphatase activity; ADP-ribose diphosphatase activity; NAD binding
Source: RefSeq, a predicted model, not a curated record
CCUCCGCCCGCUUGCCUCGUCCCUGAACAAACUGCAGUUGACCUAAAAUAGCAAUCAAAAUAAGCGGUGGGACCUUUCUCCCUGUCUUCCUGGAGCCAAGCGUAGGCCAGACUCCGUAACCCCUCGCUAAAGUUCUGCAAAGGGGCGCCCCAACUCGACGCUGAUGUGGCGAGGGUCUCUUCUGAAGUUUACGGUGCGACCUCGGCGCGCUGCACGCAGGCGCGCCUGAGGCGGCGUGAGGGGCUAUGCUGAGGCUGCGGAGCGGGGGUUUCUGGUGCGCGGCGCCGGCUCGACCCGGCUGCCUAGGCCUCUUGGCGGGGCUUCGCCGGGCUCCGGGCGCCUCCAGCCUCCACGCCAGUGCCGGCGAGCUGCAGGGCGAGCCGGACAGAUAUGGGGGCGUCUCGGUGCGGCUCGGGCCGCUGGAGCGCCUGGACGCCGCCGCCUUCCAGAGGCGCUUGCAGGCUGCGAUACAGCAAUGGCGAUCAGAAGGCAGAGUAGCUGUGUGGCUGCACAUUCCCAUCCUCCAGAGCCGAUUUAUUGCUCCUGCUGCUUCUCUGGGUUUCUGCUUUCACCAUGCAGAAUCGAAUUCAUCAACUCUGACCCUGUGGCUGGGAGAAGGGCCCAGCAGAUUACCGGGAUAUGCUACCCAUCAAGUAGGAGUUGCAGGAGCUGUAUUUGAUGAAAGUACUAGGAAAAUACUGGUUGUGCAAGACCGAAAUAAACUAAAAAACAUGUGGAAGUUUCCAGGAGGGCUAUCAGAGCCUGGAGAAGACAUUGGAGACACAGCAGUUCGAGAAGUUUUUGAAGAGACAGGUAUAAAAGCAGAAUUCAGGUCCCUCCUCAGUAUUCGACAGCAGCACACCAAUCCAGGAGCUUUUGGGAAGUCAGAUAUGUAUAUCAUCUGCCGCCUCAAGCCACAUUCAUUCACAAUAAACUUUUGCCAACAUGAGUGCUUAAGAUGUGAGUGGAUGGAUCUCAAAGACCUGAUCAGGACUGAAAAUACCACGCCCAUCACCAGCAGAGUGGCUCGGCUGCUGCUAUAUGGACACAGAGAAGGGUUUGACAAGAUCGACCUCUCCAUGGAAGAACUUCCAGCAGUUUACACAGGCCUGUUCUAUAAACUCUAUCACAAGGAACUGCCAGAGAAUUACAAAAUUAUGACAGGAAUAGAUUAAAUUCACAUUUACAUGUUUUUUGAAAAAUUCAAAGUAUACUGUACAUGUAU